Messenger RNA from Pedinophyceae sp. YPF-701, 3093 nucleotides. The record is from the annotation of a GenBank genome assembly. NCBI's taxonomy places the organism in Eukaryota, Viridiplantae, Chlorophyta, Pedinophyceae.
AUGGGGGGCAAGCGCGCCGCACCCAGCGGCCCGGGGGGCGAGGGGUCGGCUCCCCCGAAGCGUGCCAAGCCGGGCGGGUCGCUGCAGCACGGCGACGGGCUCGGCGACAACGCCGGCGCCGGGGCGGGCAGGCAGGAGCAGCCGGCGCCCAUCGUCGCUAUCGCGGGAGCGAAGGCGCCGCCGAGCGCGAAUGACGCGGUGAACGCCAGCUUCGAGGAGAUCGACGUCGACGACGAGGACAUCGACUGGGCGAAGGAGGACGAGGAGGAGGACGAGGAGGACGAGGACGAGGAGGAGGAGGAGGAGGAGGAGGAGGACGAGGACGAGGAGGACGAGGAGGAGGACGAGGAGGACGAGGAGGAGGAGGAGGACGAGGAGAGAGCGGUAGGCAAACGCAGGAACAAGAAGGCGCUCAACAAGGCCGAGGACACGUGGGUGGAGAACAAACUGCAAGCGCUGGACCCCGGUGGCGGUCCGGACAGCACGUGUGCGAAGGCGCUCAGGGACUACGCCGCUUUCAUGAAGACCACGUACUUGUCGUGCGUCAAGAUGGACGCGCGGCCGAAGUUCAAGCACAGGCCUGACCAGCUCAAGCUGAGUCAGGCGGCGGUGCGCUUCCCCCAGCUCGCGGACUGCUGCUACCCGCAGCUCAAGCUCACGGACGGAGGCGGCCCGGUGUACCCUGUCGUCAUCUCGGACCACUACGACGACGAGCCCCUGCCGCUGAGCAGUGCUUCCCCGGACCGAAUCGAGAAUCUUACGCACGGGGCUGCAAUCGCGAAGGGAGCGAUCGUCCUGACCGAGAUCGGGACGAACAAGAUGCUGGGGGACACGGUGGAGAUGUACGAGGACCUCGCGGGGUGGGACGAGCUGGCGCUGCUCGUGGGCGACGCGAGAGGACGGGCUCAUAUCAAGGAGCAGUACGAUCGGACCAAGAAGGGCGUGAAUCCGAUCGCCAAGAUCAUGCGGGAGACGCCCGGGCUGGAGGCGACGCUCAUGCAUUUGAUCUACAAGGCGGUGCUCAAGGCGUGCAACAACGACGUCAAGCAGGGGAGGAGGCCGGAAGGUCAAGGCAUCCCCGACGAGGAACUGCGCUCGAUCGUCUGGAAACUGUACGACGCCUACCUGGAGGAGCCCGACGGGUUCGUCGACCCGUUGGCGCCGAACGGCAUGGCGGUGAUCAUCGCGCACCGCUGCGGCGUCAAGGGCAGCAGGUUGCCGGGAAACCUGCUGCAGAUAACCCCCGAGAGGAGGGACCCGGCGGGGCGUCACGACGUCGACAACGUCGGGCUCGCCUGCGUGGGCCUCAACGCGCUGAAGGAUCUCCGGAAAAAAGACGAGGGGAAGGAGCGCAUCGAGCGCACCUGCCGGGGCCACCUGAAGCGCCGCAUCGAGGGCGCGGACGAGCGGCUGGUCAAGCGACUCAAGAUCGGGCAGCCGAGCGACCAGCGCUUCAUCUUGCGCCCGCACGACGGGGUCGGCAUCUGUGCCAACGUCGAGACACCCGAGUCGGUGCAGGGGCGCUGCGACCACGUGCUCGCGAAGGUCGAGGAGAGGUCCCGCGCUGGCCUCGAGCGCUACGACAAGUACGCGACCGUGACGGGCGAGGUCGAGCGUAAGAGGCCUCUGAGCGUGGCCCUCCGCGUCGAGUGGUGCCGAUGCCCGCACAGCCGCUGGUGCGUGCGGGUGACGGGGCUCGACCGGGUGGAUGAUACGGAGGAGUGGAGGUUCCUCGGACACGACAAGAAGCACUGUCUGAACCUCGCACGCACGCCGGCAUCCUUCGAAGAAUUCGCAGACGCGCAGUGGGAGUACGUGCACUGCGUCAAGUGCGAGACACAUCGGGAACUGCGCGAUCCGGACAGCGAAAGCAAGCGCCGGGAGGGGGCGCGCGGCUUUUGCCAGCCUUGUUACCAGAACCUCUUGAACAACGAGGCCAGGGUGGCUGCCGCGCAGUGGUUCGACGCGCAUGGACCGCGGCGAGACCCCAAGAGCGAAGCCUCCAGAGAGGAGAAGAUCGAAGCCCGCGUCAAGGUGUUCGAGGAACUCGCAGAGAAGCAUGACCACGAAUUCGUCGCGAGCGAGAUCGCGGAGCAGUGUCCGCACAAGGUCGAGCCUGAGGACGAGCUGCGCCCUUUCGAGUCGACUGUCUUUCUUCGGAAGCUGAUGGCCCUGCAGGCCGCGGCGCGGGGCUACCCCGAUGCGAAGACCGCGGUCCUGUCUAUGCUCGGCUUUGUUGAUCCUGUACCAUCCAGCGUACCAGCGCAGCUGCUGAAGGCCAAGGCGGAGUUCCACGAGGACAACGUCGACGGUGCGGUGGUGGAGGUCAGUAAGAAGGUCACGGUCGAAUUUUAUGACCCAGACAUCAACAAGGUCAGGCACGCGCGCAAAGGAUGCCCUCCUUUGGUGAAGAAACUUACCGAGUUCAUGAACGCCGCGCUCAGCGAGCACCAGCUCGGAGCCGUCAACUUCAAGAUUGAUAUCGCUUCGUUUAUGUCAGGCGCGCUGUCCUUCGGGCCAGUUGCGCCAGGGACGGGUGGCACGGCGGAGAAAGUUCCCGACCAUGUGCCGGACCGUCACGACGUUCUGUAUGCCGCUGGCAGGGCGAAGGUCGACUCGGACGGCUUGUUCACCAUGUGCGACGAAAUGAUCGACUUGGUCUUCUCGGCGAACAAACGCAUUCUGGACAACGUCAAGCUGGACGUGCCAGGUGUAGAAGCAAGUUUGCCAACGUUUGACGUUGUCGAGUACGGCGACACGACGAAACAGGUCAUCGCAACGUCGGACGAGCUGACGAGCGACCGCCAUCUUCCGUUCGACGUGAUCGUGCACGUCUGGGUGAGCCUGUGGAAGGAGUACGUGUGGCCGAUCACGUCGCAGACACGCGGCAUCGUGGGCGCCCACGGCGGAGAGUCAUUGAAGAAAACGAAGCAAGUCAAUCUCAAGCAGGUCGCGCAGAGGGCGUAUCGAUACCUGCGGACACGCGACGCGGCGAUCGCCGAGGCGAAGACGGCGGUCGAACGCAAGUUGAACCAGACUGCAGGACCCUCCUCCAAGCGGCGGCGCACCGUUCAGGUCGUCAAGCUGCUCUAG